This is a messenger RNA of Boleophthalmus pectinirostris (great blue-spotted mudskipper), 1232 nucleotides long. It is a transcript of the gene bnipl, whose product is annotated as BCL2 interacting protein like. Lineage: Eukaryota; Metazoa; Chordata; Actinopteri; Gobiiformes; Gobiidae. Gene Ontology annotation, cellular component: cytoplasm. The record is from RefSeq and is a predicted model, not a curated record. Gene Ontology annotation, biological process: apoptotic process. The transcript has 9 exons. Bases 1 to 1110 code for a protein of 369 amino acids.
AUGCUGCCGCCCCCACCAACGCCCCCACCCCCACCCACCCCCACUGCCCCCACCCCCACUGAUGCCCCCGCCCCCACUGAUGCCCCCGCCGACCCCGCUGCCCCUCCCCCGAGCGCGCAGGCCGCAGCAGAAGAAGAGCGAGGAGGACCAACAGACGAGGUGACACACGGACCAACCAGAGAAGAAGAAGGAGCCUCGUCAGAGCGCCCAGCCCCGCCCACAUCACUGCCACUGACCAAUCAGAGCAGGAAGAAAGUCCUGAGCGCUCCGACCCUCAGCCUGUCCCUCGGUGGCGGGUCCGUGGUCUCUGAGGACUUGUCCGCGGUCUUGUCUCCGUCGGUGGACGAGGUGGAUCUGGACCUCGAGGCCCUGGAGACGCCCUCGGACUCUGAGUCUCUGCACUUCCCCUCAGACUUCGACCUGGACCUGGACCUGGAGGAGGACAUGCGGCGUCUGGGCGUGGCGUCGUCCGGCCCCUCCUCGGUACGUGGCCCCUCCCCCUCGCGGCGUGGCCACUCCCCCUCGCGGCGUCGCUCUCUGGGGCUGGAGCCUGAGGACAUGGUGGACAAUGUGGGCAGAAGGUGGCGCUCGUUCACCUCCAACGGACUCACGACCCUGGUCAACAUGAGCCUGAUCCAGGACUACGUCAGGGUCAUCUCCCACGGAGGUUACUACGGCGACGAGAAUGACAUCAUCGUCUUCUCUUCCUGUUUUUUACCUGAAAACUCCAUCGACUCGUACGAGCAGGUGAUGGACCACCUGUUCAGGUACGUGAUGGGGACUCUGGAGCUGAUGGUCUCGGAGGAUUACGUCGUCAUUUAUCUUUGCGCUGGAGCUCAGAAGAACCAAGUCCCGGCACUGAGCUGGCUCCGAGACUGUUACACCACCAUCGACCGACGGUUGAGGAAGAACUUGAAGGGUUUUCUCGUCGUUCAUCCGACCUGGUUCAUCAAAACUCUCAUCACCAUCGUCAAACCGUUCAUCAGUUCAAAGUUCAGUCGGAAACUUCGCUUCGUCGACAGCCUCCAGCAGCUGACUGAGCUCGUGCCCACGGAGCAGAUCCAGAUCCCCGCCUGCGUCCGAGAGUUCGACCGGGCGUUGCCACGGUGACGGCGCCAUUUUGAUUUUCCGAGUCCAGACGAACAAAGACGUUUCCACGGCGACAAUGUUCAAACAAACCAAAGAAAUUAUUUAUUCAGAUCAAAAUCCUGUGUUUGAAAUAAAGUGUUUUA